AAAGGCGGAGUUGGAGGUUUUAUUCCCAGCUGGAGCACAGCAGAAAUUUAUUGUGGGGCACAUCAGGGGAGAGUGAGGGAGUAUGAGAGAGCUCUCCUCACUAACCACCCAGUAAUAUUCUUGAGAACCCCUGUGUGCCCCACUCUCACACACCCUCUCCUUAAACCAUCUCUCUCUCUCUACCGUCUCUAUGAGUUGCACAGAGGUUUUGAACGUCUUCAGUGCCAGGCACAUCCCCUCCCCUGUUGUGCCUGUAGACAUCGCCAUGAGGAUUUGCCUAAGCCACUCCCCGCCUGUCCACAGCUUCCUGAGCUUCAGGGAGUUCCGUGGUGGCUCGGUGCCCAGGCUCAAACCUCUGAGACCGUGCCUGAACCCCAAGAGCGAGCCAGGGCUCGGUGGCCAACGCUGGGACACCCGGCGGUCGCGGAGCCCCGGCCAGAAGAGGGUGAUCUUCGCUGACGCGAAGGGACUCUCACUCACGGCUGUGCGGGUCUUCUCCGAGUUUGAGGAUGAUCUGUCUGACCUUCAGUUCGAGCUGUCGGACCUGGCGGGCUGCACACCGGGGGUUUCCAGCAUCAAGGAAGAGAUGCUGGUGUUCGAUGGCCCCCAGCCCUCCGCCGACUACCUCGGCUUCCAGACCCGUCUGCAGAGAGCCUCGGUCUGCCUCGAGAACUGCAGCGUCCACCAUAGGUCCCUCUCGGGCACGGUCAAGGUCAAGAACAUCGGCUUCGAGAAGACGGUGGCCAUCAGGAUCACCUUCGACACCUGGAAGAGCUUCCGCGACGUGUCCUGCACUUACCUGAGGAGCCGCUACUGCCCCGGUGACCUGGACACCUUCUCCUUCCACAUCGGCCUCCCUGACGACCUCCCGCUCCACGAGAGGGUCGAGUUCUGCGUGCGCUACCAGUGCGGUCAGCACAGCUACUGGGACAACCACGAGGGGAAGAACUACCGCAUUGUGGCCAGCGGCUAUCAGUCACCUCAAGCCAGCAAGGAGGUUCCUGUUCGCUGCCCCAGCCCCAGCCCGAGCCAGGCCCAGCAGUUGGAGUUUGAGCAGUUUGGAAGCCCGCGAGCUGCCAGCGUCUUGUUCUCUCAGUGGCAGAGCUGGGGCAGGUUUGAUCACGCCGGAUUCUGGUAGAGAUCCCUCUAAGCCUCCUCUUCGCAAAUCAUCACCACCAAACCCCAACGCCCCCCCACCCACCGUCAUCUCGACCGCCCACCAGUUUUUUUUAGCCGUAACUUUUAACCCAACAUCAUGUGGCCAGCCAGGCAGUGGCUGUGACCCACUCACUCUUACACUAAAGAGCGCGUGUGUGACUUUGGGACUUUAAGGACUUCUCUCUCACCCCCCAAACUCCCUCCCAGACACCACAAUCUACCCUCCCGACAGCUUUUUGAUCCAGUCAGACACUGUCCUGUGCUAUUUUUAUUUAAGGCACCACCACCACCAGACUAACGUUCUCAGUGUUUGUUGUGCCUGACGUCCUCUGGAAUCAACGUCGAGUCCAAAAGAAAAAGUCUUUGUCUAAAGCCAGCUCGCUCGAGAUGCAUUUGGUGAAGAGAAAUGCCUUGCAAGGUGCAGUGAAUGGUGCCCACCAACUCUCUCCUCUCUCAUUGAGUUCCCUGUGCUUGACAUUCAGUUGACUGACUGUCUAGACGAUCGAACCAGCUGCAAAGUUCAUGCCUGUGCGGGAAUCAUUGGCAGGGACUGAUGUACUGUGGUACCUGACACGAGAACCCCCAGCUGAGCGCCCCCCUCACCCCCC
Molecule: messenger RNA, 1766 nt
Organism: Callorhinchus milii (elephant shark)
Lineage: Eukaryota; Metazoa; Chordata; Chondrichthyes; Chimaeriformes; Callorhinchidae
Product: protein phosphatase 1 regulatory subunit 3C-like
Exons: 2
Coding region: 191-1138 (315 amino acids)
Biological process (GO): regulation of glycogen biosynthetic process
Cellular component (GO): protein phosphatase type 1 complex
Molecular function (GO): protein phosphatase 1 binding; glycogen binding
Source: RefSeq, a predicted model, not a curated record